GUAAUGAGCUGGCAAAGAAUAUUAUAAUCGUUUUUGGUCAAAAAAGGGCCAAUAAAUAAAAAAUCAAAGGCAAUAAUCCAACGUUUUGUCUUCGAACUUUCCGUUUGCAAUUCCCGUACGAAUCAACGAGAAGAUUGUAAAGGCAUUUUUGAUUGUUUGAUGGAACAACACAGUAACGAUAUCUCUCAAGAACAAGCUCGUGAGUCUCUCAUUGCUAUCGCCUAUACUUCACCAGAGGAGGUUGAAGAGUCUCUAACGCCCUCAGAUGUGAAACCUGUCGUCGCUACCACAAACGGAGUCUCUAAAACAAACUCUGAAGCUGCGGAAAAGCUCAGGUCUGAGCUGAUCUCCAUCUCCUACGACGAGUCACCGUCCCCCUCACCCGAUGUAUCUGCUUCUCCGGCCUUGCCCAACGGUGUCUGAUAGCAGUAACUGUACAGAUCAAAGUGUGUUCCUUAUCCAUGCGUACAACUUUGGUUUGGUGAUAUCUUAAUGUUUUCUUUCAUCUAACUGUAUGAAAGUUUUUCUUGUUUGUGUUGUUUUAAAGUUGAAAGCUCUCUUGAGUCUUAUUUGAAUGA
Molecule: messenger RNA, 578 nt
Organism: Raphanus sativus (radish)
Lineage: Eukaryota; Viridiplantae; Streptophyta; Magnoliopsida; Brassicales; Brassicaceae
Exons: 2
Coding region: 160-423 (87 amino acids)
Source: RefSeq, a predicted model, not a curated record